Molecule: messenger RNA, 1734 nt
Organism: Lachancea fermentati
Lineage: Eukaryota; Fungi; Ascomycota; Saccharomycetes; Saccharomycetales; Saccharomycetaceae
Source: the annotation of a GenBank genome assembly
AUGGCUUUACAUCAGUUUGAUUAUAUUUUUGCCAUCACGAUGCUCUUUGCAUUUUUGGAUGCAUUUAAUAUUGGUGCAAAUGACGUUGCUAAUUCUUUCGCUUCUUCGAUCUCCUCUAGAUCCUUGAAAUACUGGCAGGCCAUGGUGUUGGCUGGCCUUUGUGAGUUUUUGGGUGCCGUCUUGGCCGGAGCAAGAGUGUCAGGAACUAUCAAGAACAAUAUCAUUGACGCCAGUACAUAUGCCGACGAUCCAGCCGUUCUAAUGUUAACUAUGGCGUGUGCAUUAGUUGGCUCUGCAACUUGGCUAACAUUUGCCACUUCGAUAGGUAUGCCUGUUUCUACAACACACAGCAUUGUCGGUGGCACUAUUGGAGCGGGAAUUGCAGCUGGAGGAGCAAGUGGUGUUGUAUGGGGAUGGAAAGGGGUCUCUCAAAUCAUUGCCUCGUGGUUCAUCGCUCCAGUUCUAGCUGGUGUUAUUGCUGCAAUAAUAUUCAUGAUAUCGAAGUAUUGUGUAUUAGAGGUUAAAUCGAUUGAGAGAUCAAUCAAAAAUGCUCUUCUUUUGGUCGGGCUGCUAGUCUUCGCAACUUUCUCCAUUCUUACUAUGCUAAUUGUAUGGAAGGGAUCGCCAAAUCUCAAAUUGGACAAACUUUCUGAGACGGAGACUGCAGUUUCUAUUGUAGUUACUGGAGCAGUAGCGACAGCCAUUUAUUUCAUUUUCUUCUAUCCGUUUUACAGAAGAAAAAUACUGCAGAAAGAUUGGACUUUAAAACUUAUUGACAUCCUAAGAGGCCCUGUAUUUUACUUUAAGUCUACUGAAGAUAUUACACCAAUUCCUGAAGGGCAUCAGCUGACUAUUGAUUAUUAUGAAGGCAGAAGGAUUGCAGAAGACUCCAUGGUAGAUGUCGAAGAUGAAGAAAACAAGGGUGUUGAGAUAAAUUCAGCGAGUAUGAAAGAAGGUAAAAGCGAUUCUAUAAGAGAACUGGAUUUGGUCGAUACUCAAACUGUGACAGAGAAAAUGUCCACAAAACAGUAUUGGUUUUCUUUAUUGAAAAUGGGUCCCAAAAAGUGGCCUACGCUGCUUUGGUUAAUUGUCUCUCAUGGAUGGACGCAAGACGUUAUCCACGCACAGGUAAACGAUAAAGACAUGCUUUCAGGUGAUUUGAAAGGUAUGUAUAAGAGGUCUAAAUUUUAUGACAACAGAGUUGAAUAUAUUUACUCUGUUUUGCAAGCCAUAACAGCCGCAACAAUGUCGUUUGCACACGGAGCCAAUGAUGUCGCCAACGCUACAGGUCCUUUAUCUGCUGUGUAUGAUAUUUGGAAAACUAACACCGCAGGUUCUAACUCUGAAGUUCCUGUAUGGGUGUUAGCUUAUGGUGGUGCCGCUUUGGUUAUUGGUUGUUGGACAUAUGGUUACAACAUCAUCAAAAAUCUCGGAAACAAAAUGAUAUUACAAUCACCAUCCCAUGGUUUUUCUAUUGAGUUAGCAGCAGCGAUUACAACUGUUAUGGCCACGCAGCUGGCUAUUCCAACUUCUACUACACAAAUUGCUGUUGGAGGAAUUGUGGCGGUCGGACUAUGUAACAAAGAUCUGAAAUCAGUUAACUGGAGAAUGGUUGCAUGGUGCUAUUCUGGUUGGUUUUUAACCCUUCCAAUUGCAGGUCUUAUUGCUGGGAUUUUGAAUGGUAUUAUUCUCAAUGCGCCACGUUUCGGAGGUGAAUAUCAGAUGACCAAGUAA